UUACGGUAACAGUCAUGAACUCAGUUUAAAGGAAACGAAACCUAUGAGCUUCUAUGUGAGUGUGUGUGUGAGUGUGUGUGAGUGAGAGAGAGUGAGUGUGUGUCGAGUUCACUGCUUCGCACGAAGGACUUUUAUUUCCUCUUCAAUCCUGCUGGAGCAUCUCCUACGUUUCUUGUGAUGGCAGAAAUGACUGAGUCCGUGGCUCUGCUGAGCCUGGAAGAUGAUCUGACCUGCAGCAUCUGCUUGUGUCCGUUCGAGGAGCCGGUGAGUCUGAAUUGUGGUCACAGCUUCUGCUGCGCGUGUCUGCAGGAGACCUGGAGCACCGCGAGCUCCUACAGCUGCCCUCACUGCCGCACUCACUACUUCACCAAGCCGGACCUGAAGAAGAACACGGUGCUCAGCGCCGUCGUCGAAACCUUCAAGGCCAAAUCCAGUGCCGGAGCAGACACGGGGUCAGACGGUGCUCCUGGUGCGGCUCGUUCUGCACGCCACGAGCCCAAACCCAUCAUGUGCGACCUGUGUGGCGAGGCCAAGGCGGUGAAAACGUGUCUGACCUGCAUCACGUCGUUCUGCGCCGAGCACGUUCGGCCUCACCAGGAGAACCCUCUGUUCCGCGCCCACGAUCUGUGCGAGCCGCUUACGGACCUCGCGGAUCGGCUGUGUUCUGAGCACGGGAAGCUGAUGGAGUUCUACUGCGCACGUCACGAGAAGAGCAUCUGCAGCAGCUGUUUGCAGCAGAGUCACAAGGAGUGCGGGUUCUCCACUCCCAACGAGCAGCGCAUGAAGAUAGAGACUGACCUGCGGGACAAACUGAACAUCCUGGACACAAAAAUGGAAAAGAACCAGCUGGUCAUAACGCAGAUGAGAGAGCAGCAGGCUAAGCUCAAGGAAAUGGCAGUGGAGCGUAAGCGCAUUCUGGAGACGGAGUAUCGGCAGAUCCGGGAGAUGCUGCUGAAAGACGAGAAAGAAGCCAUGGACACUCUGGAUAAAGAUCUGGACAGUGGCAACAGCAAGCUCAACACCCUCAUUAAGAAGUUCAGCCAGAACAUCGAUAAGAUGAGCUCCACCAAAGCUGAGAUCAACAACCUGCUGGCCAAUUCACAGUCUCAGGCCUUCUUACAGGCGUCCGUGGAGAUGCCCUCAGUGCUGAACUUUGACCCCUACUCCCCACGGAUCAACCUCGACUCCAAGCGCCUCAUCGCGUACCACUCCUGCAUCGUCUCUCUUAAAGAGCAGGUUAAUAAAAUCCUGCGUGAGCCCGUGGAGAACAGGAUUUCUCUUCUCAGACCAGAUUUGGCAAAGCAGAUUCCUGAUGAAGGUGCUGCUGAAGCUUCGGGUAAUUUACCGACUAUGAAGGAACCUGGUGAAGGCUCUGGAACUCCGAACUUUGGAUCACAGCCCAGAGGUGGUCCUGUAGGAGCAGUAAGGAAACCUCGAACCAGCGACUUAAAGGAGAAUAAAGGUCACAAAGAACACAAAAAUACCAAAGAUCAAAGAGAUCAAAGAGAACACAAAGAUCGCAAAGAUCAAAGAGAACACAAAGAUCGCAAAGAUCCUAAAUCAGAAAGAGGUAAAAAAGGUCCAGGUAAAGGAAUGAACUUGGCCAUGUCCAAGAGCCUGGAAAACCUGCAUGAUUUGAAUAGAAAAGCUUUUGUUCCGGUUCCAGCUGAAGUGAGUCCAAGAACCAUCGGCAUUGCUUCAAGAGGAGAACUGCUGAAGUAUGCCACCAUGCUCACUUUUGACAUCACCACGGCUCAUAAACGAGUGGCACUCUCCGACAACAACACCAAAGCGUCCGUAUCGGACGAGCCGUCCCUGUACUCCGACAUCCCUCCUCGCUUCGCCGUGUGCUCACAGGUGCUCUGCAAUCAGGGUUUUUCUCAUGGCCGCUAUUACUGGGAGUUAAAGAUGAGCAGCAGUAACUUCUGUGGUUUGGGUCUGGCGUACGCGUCUAUCGAUCGUAAAGGUCCCUCCAGCCGUCUGGGCCGCAACGCUCAGUCGUGGUGCAUCGAGUGGUUCAACGUCAAGCUCUCUGCCUGGCACAACAGCAGCGAGACGGUGCUGGCCAACCCGAACCCGAGCCGCGUCGGCGUCCUGCUCGACUGCGAUAACGGCACCGCUACCUUCUACAACGUGCAGGACCGAGCGUUCCCCUUCCACACCUUCGUCUUUCCUUUCAUCGAGCCCGUGUAUCCAGCAUUUUGGAUCUUCUCCAGCGGCUCUUCCAUUACGCUUUGCAAUUCGAAAAAUUAACGCUGUGAUUAUAGUCGUGUUGUGUGCAGGUGACGAUAGCGUUAAAAAUCGAUUAGAGUCUGAGAUAAUCGAGAGUUGGGCUCUAAAAUUGCUUCUAGAAUAUAAAAAGAUUUACUUAUUGUAACAGUUAACAGUUCAGUGUUUGUGGUGAUUAUUGGGUGACUGAUGGUUUUGUUAAUUCUGGUUGUUUAAUAUUGUUGUAAACUCGCACGGUGACUGGAUUUUCUUCACACCGAGCUGAGAAGAGCAGAUCAGGAUCGUUUCACACUUUCUUCCAUGUACGUCCUGAGAAUUCUACACAUUUUAGAGAAGCAUCAAAGCUUGAACAUUUCCUCCCUCAGUACAAUAGCUGGCUUAUGGCCCACACUUUACUCCCUAUUAGAAGUUCAGUUAGUUCCUGUUUACUGCACAUAGUUCCUGUUUACUGCACAUAGUUCCUGUUUACUGCACAUAGUUCCUGUUUACUGCACAUAGUUCCUGUUUCCCUCCAAAUAUGGAAGAAAAUCUUUAAACUAGUUUCAUUCUGUCCUCUGAUAUAAAACCUCAUUUUGUGCAGCUGAGACGGAUGUAGCAGAGAUCACUGUUGCGGCCGGUGAAAGUACUUAGCUAGUAAUGUUAGCAUACUUUGCUAAUCUACUCUGAGAACAAAGCCAGUACGCAGCGCAGCACGUGUCGUUUCUCUACUAAUUAAGAUUGAAGCUGUAAAUAUAUCAGAAAUGCUGCAUGGCCACGCCCACAAAAGAUUUCAGGGUCUUUUCACUAACUAGAGUAAGGUAAGAAUCUAAAGCUUUCAUAAUCCAGGAAGUUUGGAAAUCUGCUCUUCUGUGAAUAAGAUAUUUAAAGCUACUGGUUUGUAGCAACAUUUAUUCUUGUUUGUUCUUCAUCAGCAGCUGAUCAGCCCGUGUUUGUUCAGUGAGGGUUCACUUGUGUGCGUCACAUCACAAACAGGUUUUAUUGCCAGUAGACACUUCAGAGCAGGGCGAAGUCCACAGCUUAUCUGUCUCCACGGUGGUGAUCGUGAAAAAUCUGUAUGUGUGUGUACAAAUCUUACGUGGCGUGUCCACAGUUCACAGUUCUCCAGUGUGAAAGUUGACGUGCAAGUGGAGUGGGGGGGCAUGUCUGCAUUUUAUUGCUUUGAGUGUAGGGGUGCCAUUAUUAAUUCACCACCACAUCCUUUAAAUCAGGAGUGAUGUGGGAUUUAAAAUGGAGCACAAACAGGCAUUUUCUAAAGAUCUGUUCUACUUACUGUAUUUCAGCAUACGGUAACAAAUGUCGUCAUUCCUUCCAUCCUUCAUUCAUUCCAUCCCUAAAAUUCUUGAAGCCGGACAUAAAACUCGCUAAAUGCGCGGCUAAUUCUAAUGCUAGCGCAAUGGAUUCUUUAGCGUUUAGCGCGCAUGUGCAAAACAAAUCGUAUUUCCAGUACUGAGUGAGUAGCCACGGUGACACUGCGCUAACUCUAGUGUUUGUGUUGUUAUUGUUGUGUGUGUUUAAAUAUUUAAAAAAAUGUGCUCAAAGUGUGAGGCGGAGACUAAACGAACUUGUGGUCCGCCACUUAUUACGUUCCUGAGGGAACACGGAUUGUAACUAUGUUCUGCACACGUGCGUACCGAACCGAAAGCUCUGCUCAGAAAAAUUUCAGUUCACCCCUAUUAUAUAUGUACAUAUCUUCAGGAAGUUUGGGGUCUAAUUAUGUGGCUCCUAAUUGGACAGUUAGAAAUGUUCAGACUGGAGAGGGAACAGUAUUUUUUAGCUCUUCUCACUCUUCCAACGGGCUUUCAACAUACUUGAUCUCAGCUUCGGAGUGUGAAUAUGGUCACGAUUUGAAAAUAUGCGAAAAUAUCGUUUCAGUUCAUAUCACAGAAACGUGUCAGGUUCUUAUUGUCUUAUUGUCCAAUCAACGUUUCUAAGAGUGGAACACAGGAAAACACUGUGUUCUACAGGAUACAGAAAUGUCUGGUGUGUGAUUAGAAGUGAACCAUUGUGGAUCAAGAGAUCUUCACAGGUGUUUCAUCACAUUCAGGCAUGUUCAGGAUCUGACUCGGGCUUGUGAGAUGUUGAGAUUCAGAGCAUUGAUCGUCUGUUUAUGUCUGAAAUAUCAGGAUCUAUGAAGAGGGCCGUAUGAACCCAUUCCUGGGUGAUGACGGUAUGAAUUUUGCCCUCAUACUCACCUGGGUCUGACCAAGAGCUCCAAUCAGACGGCUGAUAAUUCCAUUUAGGACAGUCGAUGAUUUGUGAGCUGUAAAUACCAGUGAGCUUUUUAUCUUUGAUCCAGGAUCAGCUCCAAACAUAUAGGAGAAACCGGAGAACUGAUCUCAGAUCAGAGAAAAAGGAUUUCGUCUGCAGAUGCUGAUCAGAAGCAGAAGUCAAAAAGAGCUGAUUUAUGAACGUGGGGUUUGGUGGUUCAUGAACUUGUUAUUGAAUUAAUGCUUUCACAGUUUAAUCUUUACUCUAUGCUGGUGAGGUAUGCUGGUGAGGUAGAACAAAACUAAGUGCACCCCUGAGUUACUCUCGUCCCCCAUUAACUCCUUGUGUAACUUUGAUGAUCUGAGAAUGUUACAUUUUUUACCCUAGGAAAAUGUGAGGGUUUAUUUUUAGCCUUUGUGUUGAUGAAAAAUGUGAUGUUCUCAGAUCUUCGCCAAAAUCACACCAUAUGUUAGGGAGGUCUAGAGUCACACGGGUGGUAGUUUUGUCCUGCCAUCUAUCUAACUAUCUACACCACACUAUACUGUAGAGUAUUAUGGUAUAGAAUGAUUUUAGUGUGUUAAAUUUGGAGUAUAAGAGGACCAAAGACUGUCAUGUUUGACUGUCUGAAAGCAUAGUGUGGAUUUGGUGAAGAUCUGAGAAUGUCACCUUUUUCAGUUAUUAAAUAGGUGUGUUUUGGGUGAAAAAUGUGAGGUUUUCAGAUCUUCAACAAAUUUACACUGCACUUUCAGACAAUGAAGUCUAACCCAGGGGUCCAGUUUGUGCCAAAGUUGAUCCAGGAUCAGUUCCAAACAUAUUUAGCAAUAAAGAAAAAGCUGAGGAAAAAGCAUCUGGUCUACUGAUGCUAAUCAGAAGCAGAACUUUGGUGAAAAGCUGAUUAAUAAACAUGGGGUCGGUGUUUCAUGCGUUUGAUAUUUAAUAGGAAGGUGAAUGGGGUUUCCAUGGUAUCAUAGUUUAACCUUUAACCUGGUGAGGUUUAUUAUCUGUUUUGUAAUUAAUUCAUGUGCAGUGUGGAUUUGAUUCUUUGAAGCUUUAUUUGUGUGUCGUUGUUUUUUUCCUGGUUGAAGUGAUUCAGUGAUUUAGGACACACUGUUUUAUUAAAUCAGGAAAUCAUUACGCUGUACAGUCUGUACUCUGUGUGACUCUGUAAUGAACUUCAUUAAACAUGACUGCGAUUACUGAG
Molecule: messenger RNA, 5638 nt
Organism: Silurus meridionalis
Lineage: Eukaryota; Metazoa; Chordata; Actinopteri; Siluriformes; Siluridae
Gene: trim25
Product: tripartite motif containing 25
Exons: 13
Coding region: 178-2253 (691 amino acids)
Molecular function (GO): protein binding; zinc ion binding
Source: RefSeq, a predicted model, not a curated record